Messenger RNA from Dovyalis caffra, 1404 nucleotides. The record is from the annotation of a GenBank genome assembly. Lineage: Eukaryota; Viridiplantae; Streptophyta; Magnoliopsida; Malpighiales; Salicaceae.
AUGAUCGCCACUCUUAAAGCUGAAGAGCAAAACCAGCUACAGCUGGUGGAACGAGAAGAAAUGGACGACGAAGACGACUUGUUCGAAGCCAUCGACAAGUUGAUCAAUCAAGGUAUUAAUGCUGGGGAUGUCAAGAAGCUUCAAGAUGCAGGUAUCUACACCUGCAAUGGCUUGAUGAUGUUCACGAGGAAGCACUUGACUGGAAUCAAAGGAUUGUCUGAGGCUAAAGUUGACAAGAUAUGUGAAGCUGCUGAAAAGAUAGUGAAUUAUGGUUAUAUAACUGGAAGCGAUGCUCUGCUCAAAAGGAAAUCUGUGAUUCGCAUCACAACUGGAAGCCAAGCCCUGGAUGAACUCUUAGGAGGUGGAAUUGAGACUUCUGCUAUCACAGAAGCUUUUGGGGAAUUCCGGUCCGGGAAGACACAGCUUGCUCAUACUCUUUGUGUCUCUACACAGCUUCCUACAAACAUGCAUGGUGGGAACGGAAAGGUUGCUUACAUUGAUACUGAAGGAACUUUCCGACCUGAUAGAAUUGUCCCUAUCGCUGAAAGAUUUGGAAUGGACCCAGGAGCUGUCCUUGACAAUAUCGUUUAUGCCCGCGCAUACACUUAUGAACAUCAAUACAACUUGCUUCUUGGUCUUGCUGCAAAAAUGUCUGAAGAGCCUUUCAGACUUCUGAUUGUUGAUUCUGUUAUUGCUCUCUUUCGGGUGGAUUUUACUGGAAGGGGAGAACUUGCAGAGCGUCAGCAAAAAUUGGCACAGAUGCUGUCUCGGUUGAUAAAGAUAGCUGAGGAAUUUAAUGUUGCAGUCUACAUGACCAACCAAGUCAUAGCUGACCCAGGUGGAGGAGUGUUCAUAUCAGAUCCAAAAAAACCAGCAGGAGGGCAUGUGCUUGCCCAUGCAGCCACUAUCAGGCUGAUGUUCAGGAAAGGCAAAGGUGAACAACGGGUCUGCAAGGUGUUUGAUGCCCCAAAUUUGCCUGAGGCUGAAGCUAUAUCCUUAAUCUCGAUACCAUUCACAAGAAAGCAAUUUACAUUACGGCCUCAGACAACUGAAGCAGGCCCGCUUCUUAGGUCUCGGCUGAAACUAUACCAUCAAUUUUUCAACGACGAUUCUAAAAAUAUUUUCGACCAACUCAAGUUUGCCAGAAUUUUAAAGUGGGCUCACUUUGCUCAUACAACAUUAUUCACCGAUGCUUUGAUAAGUUCUCCGGGGGACCGCCAGGGGGAGCGGUCUGUGGGUGGGGGUGGGAGGAGGAGGGUACUAAGAAAAAGGAUUUCGCAAGGAUCUAAAACCUCAAACCCAAUCCCUUUUGGGGGCCAAAUAUCUACAGUUGGUGCCAAAGAAGAAAAGAAGUCAGCAUUUAGAAGGAAUCCAGUGUUAGGAAUUACGGAAGAAAUGGACUGA